CUAUGGUAAAAUCUCCUCCUCUCCAUAAAAAAAGAUCGGAUGAGAGUCAAAGCCAAAAGCAAGUUCUGGAUUAUUUUAAUUCAAACGUUCGUGUUUGUUUGUUUGUUUGUAAGUGACCAGUUUCGGUGACCGCUUCAAAGCAAAUGACAUCAUUAUCAUGCUAAUGAUCUGCCCAUUGCCUUGUUUACGUCACAGUCAGGGUGUCAGAGCGCGCGGGCAGAUGAGUGCAGACAGAGCGCUUUUAGAGCGCGCGAGUGUGAAGAUUCAUUCACAGCGCGCGACAAAAGGAGAUGCCUUUCUCAAACACUGCAGCGCGAGUCAUCCAGCUUUAACCUAAACAAUUACAUGCACAGACGUCCAGCUUCUGUCCAAUCCAUCUCUUAAUAGACAGCGGGAUGGCUGGGAAGCCAUUCCACGCCACGUACAUCUGGACCAACAUAAUCAACAACCUUCAAACGCAGGUUGAAGUAAAGAGGAGACGCCACAAUCUGAAAAUCUAUCAUGACUGCUUCCUGGGCUCCGAGGCUGUGGAUGUGGUUCUGGCUCACAUCAUUCAGAGCAAGUUCUGUGGAGAUGCAGAGGUGCCUCGUUCCAAAGCAGUACGCCUGUGCCAGGCCCUCAUGGAGGCCAGGAUCUUCGAGGCAGUGGACACCAAGGUGUUUGGGAAAGAAAAGAGGCAAGCGAAGUUUGAGGACAGCAGCUGUAGUCUGUACAGGUUUCUAAACAGGCCGGCCACCAGCACGUCAAGCUCAGAAACCAUUGAGAGUGGAUAUGAUUCUUCCAGCAUACAGAGGAACAGUUACAGUCCAUCCUACCAAAGGACAGAGGAACCCGCGUAUUCAAACAACUCACCUGUCAAAACAGAUACAUCUCUGGAGGAUGUUUUGGGAAAUCUGAACAUGAACACCACUAUCACGCCACAGAUGAUGAAUCUGGGUUUAUCACAGGAGUUGAUGGAUGAGAUGUGGCGACAGCAGACGGUGCUGAGGCUUCUGCAGUUGAUUGAACUGCCUCUUCUGGAGAGUCUUUUGGAGGGCAGAGAGUGUCAUCGCCCGCCCCUCCACAGUAUGGACAGCGACCCAGACCUGCUCUACACCAGCAGCUACCUGGACCGCGAGAUCCUGAAGGCCUUCAGCGAAGCUCAGGCAGAUAACUGGUUGUCGGCAGCUGUGGACUGUCUGGAGUUUCUUCCUGAUCAGCUGGUGGUGGAUGUGAGCCGAGGUUUAGCCAAGUGUGCAGAGGAAACUUCCCAGUACAAGCAGCUGCUCUAUAGAAUCCUCGUUCAACACUACGGCCAGUCUGAAUACCCACCGCUGCUCAGCAACCACGUCUUUGACAUCCACUCAGGCAUCUCUGAGCUGCUUGUGAAUGGGAAGCAGGAGCAAGCACUGGAGUCUCUACAGCUUUGUCUGAAGCUCCAGGAUUCUCGCAGUAGAGAGGAGCUCCGCAGGUUACUGCGCUUCAUGGCCCUCGCCGCCAGCCCCCAGGAGGUUAAAUUAAACAAAGAGAUAGAGAACAGAAUGGCGGUAAAGAGGGCAUUCUCCAACGCGAUUGUGCAUAGGAUGAAACUAGCAAAGGGGAAGGUUGAUCUUCUGGUUCUUUUCAUGAUGGACAACCACCACGACCUCUUUAAGAUUCCUGUUACAUUGCACAAACUUGUAAGAGACAAACUGGCCUGCAUCAUUAAGGGAACAGAUCCAGAUCUCAUCACAGGUACAACAUAUUGUCGCUGGAUUACUGGAAAAGUGUACAUGGAAACAGUUCAGAAAACGACCAGAGAGGAGCUUUGGACUUUGCUUAAAACUAUUCAUGAGAACUCAAAACUUUCUUUGAAAGAGAAGCGACGAUUAUUAGGACAAUUCUACAGAGGCCAUCCUGAAAUAUUCGUGCAAUAUUUUGGCAACAGAAUAUCCAGUGCUUGCAUUUGAAAGGAUUUUUAGUUAAAGAAUAUCUUGUAUAUUGUAAAUAUGUAUAUGUUGUAGAAAAACCCAGAAGACUAGUUCAGUUUUAUUUACAUAUGCGCAUGUGAACUCAUGUGCUGAAAUAAACGUCAAAGCCUGAUGAGUUUGAAUAAACAGAUUCUCGUGUGUCUGUACUGAUGAUAUGUGAAAAUAUGUUUGAAUGUAGAUUUGUUGAAAACCCAACACUUUUCUCUUAGUUCCUGUCUACCAACACUAAACAUGAAACUGGCUGCUCUCAGAACAUCACAAAAUAAAGUUGCUUACAC
Messenger RNA from Xyrauchen texanus (razorback sucker), 2227 nucleotides. Its product is annotated as DEP domain-containing protein 7. Lineage: Eukaryota; Metazoa; Chordata; Actinopteri; Cypriniformes; Catostomidae. The transcript is spliced from 9 exons. The record is from RefSeq and is a predicted model, not a curated record. The coding region runs from base 396 to 1928 and encodes 510 amino acids. Gene Ontology annotation, biological process: intracellular signal transduction.